Messenger RNA from Gordionus sp. m RMFG-2023, 3166 nucleotides. RefSeq names its product H(+)/Cl(-) exchange transporter 7-like. Gene Ontology annotation, cellular component: intracellular membrane-bounded organelle; lysosomal membrane. Gene Ontology annotation, molecular function: voltage-gated chloride channel activity. NCBI's taxonomy places the organism in Eukaryota, Metazoa, Nematomorpha, Gordioida, Chordodea, Parachordodidae. The transcript has 15 exons. The coding region runs from base 116 to 2959 and encodes 947 amino acids. The record is from RefSeq and is a predicted model, not a curated record. Gene Ontology annotation, biological process: chloride transport; transmembrane transport.
AUUCAACAUAUUUACCAUAUUAUAUAUAUAUAUUACCCAAUGACAUAUAAUUAUAUGUCAUUGAUAUUACCUAUCACGUAAAUUUUACGAUUUCAAUAUACUAGUUUAAGACAAUAUGUCUUUUCGACCAAAGAUUUCCCAACUACCACGAGCAGAAUUCUUUCACGAUACCUAUCAUAAAUUACGUGAGAAAACAAAUAAAGCUCUAUUUGACUCUCCUCUAUUAAAAACAUAUUCUUAUGGCAUUUUUAAUAAACCUCUAUCCAAAGAUUUUAAGCAUCCUAAAACUUUAUUAUCAGACAAAUAUGAGAGUCUUGAUUAUGAUCCAUGCGAAAACUCUUUGGUAUUAAGUUCAGAAAAAAAAUUAACUUUUAAAGAUGUAAAAUGCAUUCAAUUUCAAAGGUGGUUAGUAAUGCUGUUAAUAGGAGUUUUAACAGCAGUAAUAGCCUGUAUUAUAGACAUUGCCAUUGAUUAUUUGACAGAAGGAAUAUAUAUAAUUAUGAAAUAUAGAUUGGAUAAUAUGGUUCAAAAUCUUUCGAUUGACCCUUUUUUACCUUAUGAUAAAACAACUGAUAUAUUUACUUCAUUUAUAAUGAAACCUUAUUUUUUAUGGAUAGCAUUUGGGUUAUUAUUUGUAAUUCUUCCAGUAUUAUUAGUGGUGUAUAUUGAACCUAUGGCAAGUGGAAGUGGAAUAUCACAAAUAAAAUGCUUUUUGAAUGGGGUUAAGAUUCCAAAUAUAGUUAGGCUGAAAACUUUAACAAUUAAGAUUUUUGGAAUUAUUUGUGCCAUAUCAAGUGGUUUAAUUAUUGGAAAAGAAGGUCCAAUGAUACAUAUAGGUUCAAUUAUAGGAGCAGGGGUGUCUCAAGGAUGUAGUUCAACUCUAAAAUUGGAUUUAAAAAUUUUUGAAAGCUUUCGAACAGAUAAAGAAAAAAGAGAUUUUGUUUCUGCAGGGGCAGCAGCUGGUUUAUCUGCAGCCUUUGGAGCUCCUGUGGGGGGAGUAUUAUUGAGCCUGGAAGAAGGUGCUUCUUUUUGGAAUCAAGCUCUUACCUGGAAAAUAUUCUUUGCAUCCAUGACAUCCACUUUUACCCUUAAUGUUAUCAUGAGUGCGUACAGAGGCCACCCUGGGGAAUUAUCCAACAGUGGUUUGAUUAAUUUUGGCAAGCUUAAUGACAUAUACUACAGUAUCAAAGAAGUUCCGAUUUUUAUUAUCAUGGCUAUCAUAGGAGGAAUAUUAGGCGCAAUCUUUAAUCAUAUAAACUUAAAGAUGACCCUCUUCAGAACUCGCCACAUCACAAAGUCUUUUAUGAAAGUGGUUGAGGUUUUACUGGUUAGCCUAAUUACGUGUUCGAUUAUUUUUAGCCUCAUAUAUUUCUCUCAAUCAUGUUCACCCUUACAAGAUAUGAUUAUUAGGCCAGUUAAAAUGUUUUGCAAUGACGGGGAAUAUAAUUCGAUUGCCACCAUGUUCUUUCAAACUGCAGAACAAAGGAUUAGAGGUCUUUUACAUGAUAGCCCAGGCACAUAUAACACAUGGUGGCUUUUAUAUGUAUCAAUUGUCUGGUUCUUCUUAGCAUGCUGGACGUUUGGAAUAUCUGUACCCAGCGGUAUUUUUAUUCCUUGUUUAAUGAUAGGAGCUGCUUGGGGGAGAUUAAUCGGUGUAAUAUUACAAAAGAUAUUUCCCCACGCCAUAUGGGCAGCCAACCCUUCCAAAUUCGCCUUAAUUGGAGCUGCCGUUCAGCUUGGGGGGGUUGUUAGAAUGACCCUAAGUCUCACUGUUAUGCUCAUUGAAGCUACCGGUAAUAUAACUUUUGGUCUCGUGAUAAUGCUGUGCCUCAUGAUAACUAAAUGGGUGGGUGAUCUAUUCAACGAGGGCGUUUACGAUAUGCAUAUACACUUGCUUAGUUUGCCUUUUUUGGAUUGGGAACCACCUCCACUCUCUUCCCACAUCACCGGAAACGAAAUAAUGAGCCAUCCUGUAACCACUUUUCGCACCAUAGAAAAAGUAUCUACGAUAAUUCAGGUGCUGAGGACGCAAAAACAUAACGGGUUUCCUAUAGUUGAUACCGCUAGUGAACCUCACCGACUUUCUUUCGGUCGAUUUCGAGGCUUAAUACUCAGAUCCCAAUUACUCGUUAUAUUAAUGCAAAAGUUCUCUAAGAACAAAAUACCUCAAAUUAUCAGUAAUACUCCUCCAGACAAAGAAAUUGAUUCACUAAAUAUUCUCCGAAAACCUGAUUCUUCUCCGGUGUUGAUCAAUAAGAAAAAUGACAGUUACGAUAAUCAAUCCAAUUUCCAUUCCUUCUCCUUCUCGUCCUCUUACAAGUGGAGAGAUAUUGAUGGCAAGGUAAAUUAUCCCACUCAAUUGCCCCUUUUAUUGGAUCAUAAUAAAAUUCAAAGUUCUUUCGAAGAUUCAGAUAAAGAUAAGGACGAUCCUAAAUUCAAUAAUGCUCACAAUAACAAUAAUUACAAUUUUAUCAAAAUCAAUGACACCAGAGGCAAAAGAAAAAUAGCUGGUCGAAAUAUAACUAAUGAUACUCAUGAAUCAUCAAAAUCCGCGAAAUCAUAUGGAAAAAAUGCGACAAUCGAAAAUAUUUUCGACAAAACCUUUAAUAGUGACAAUUUAAGCAACGAAAAUAUCCUCACGCUUAAAGAUUUUAAAGAUCCUUAUCCCAGAUUUUUUGAUAUUCACGACAUAGAGUUCCCUUCCCCUGAAUCUUUACUACAUUCCCAAUGGGUAGAUCUACAACCUUAUUGUUGCAAGGCUCCCUACACCAUCUCCUACUCUGCAACCUUGCCCAGAGUCUUCAGAUUAUUUAGAGCAUUGGGUUUGAGGCAUUUGACGGUUAUAAACGAAAAAAACGAAGUAGUAGGCAUGAUAACGAGAAAAGAUGUCGCAAGAUUUAGAUGGUUCGAGUCCAGAGCAAGGGGCUCUGUUAAAGAACUCAAAAUCUUUCAGGAAUAAAUAAAAUGAUUGCUAGAAAAAUUUUAAAAAUUGACUUAAUCUCCUUUUGCCUAAGUAUGACUCUAAUUGAUUUUCCAAUGUUAGUGCUAAUACAUUUACUCAGAGAUAUAGUUGUACAUAUAUAUAUAUAUAUUUAUUGUGGAUUUACUAAAAAAAUUAAUAUUAUGUAUAGAUUCAUAUUUAAACUGCUAAUGUUAACAAUAUAAU